GGGGUCCUGCGGCGCUCGCUCGCGCUCGGGGAGGCUGAGGCGACGGAAGGAGGAGGAGCAGCAGCAGCAGCAGCCAUGGCGGAUUUCGACUCCUACGACGACCGGGCCUACAGCAGCUUCGGAGGCGGGCGCGGGUCUCGCGGCGGUUCUGGCCUUGGCCCCCGUAAACAGAAAGAGCUUCCAACAGAGCCCCCCUUCACUGCAUAUGUUGGCAACCUUCCCUUCAACACAGUCCAGGGAGACAUUGAUACCAUCUUUAAGGAUCUCAGCGUAAGGAGCGUCCGGUUAGUCAGAGACAAAGAGACAGAUAAAUUUAAAGGAUUUUGUUAUGUAGAGUUUGACGAGGUGGAAUCACUUAAAGAAGCUCUGACCUACGAUGGAGCACUUAUGGGCGACCGGUCCCUCCGAGUGGACAUCGCCGAGGGCAGGAAGCAAGAUAAAGGCGGCUUUGGCUUCAGGAAAGGGGGCGGCCCAGAAGACAGAGGCAUGGGCGGCGGUCCGCGGGAAUCGCGAGGAGGCGGAUGGGAUUCCAGAGAUGACUUCAAUUCUGCAGGCUUCAGGGAUGACGACUUCCUGGGAGGCCGAGGACGGACGCGUCCCGGGGACCGGCGAGGAGGCGCCCCACCCAUGGGAGGCACCGGACGCUUCCGAGAGGGACCUCCCAUGCGUGGGUCGGGUAUGGACUUCAGAGAGCCCACAGAAGAGGAGCGAGCCCAGCGGCCCCGACUGCAGCUCAAGCCCCGGACGGUCGCGACGCCCCUCAACCAAGUCGCCAACCCCAACUCCGCCAUCUUUGGCGGCGCCAAGCCCCGGGAGGAGGUCGUCAAAGGAGAGCAGGAAUGAGCCGGAGGGGUUUUGGGCGAGCGAGCGAAGGAGGAGCGUGCCGGGGAAAGGGGGGCGCUGGGGUUGCGGGGAGGGG
Anolis sagrei ordinatus is the source of this 919-nucleotide messenger RNA. It is a transcript of the gene EIF4H, whose product is annotated as eukaryotic translation initiation factor 4H. Gene Ontology annotation, molecular function: RNA binding. The record is from RefSeq and is a predicted model, not a curated record. Lineage: Eukaryota; Metazoa; Chordata; Lepidosauria; Squamata; Anolidae.